AAUUAAACAUCUGUAAUGGUUUCGUUCACGUUUUCGUUUGCGAGAAAUGGACAGACAGCAGUGUAAUUCACUUCAAAACUUUGACGAUCCGAAUACAGAAAUUUUAAAAAAGAGAUUAUUGAAGGGAACAAGCACUUCCGCGAGUACAAAUUUAUCUCAGAACAACUCGCAGCACAAUGUGCUGUUGAAUGCGUUGCGCGCGCCAACAUCGAGCAGUAUGAUCGUGUCCUCAGUGCAGGCACCGCAGAGCUCAAUGCCUAUUACUCAUAAUUUAGUGACCCAUUCCAUCGCUCCCGUGAAAAUUCACGCAAACAACUCACCAUAUCCACUUCAGCUGUCCACUGUUCACGUGCCGGUGCAAAUACCAGGCUCCACGUCCAAUAUAAAUGUCCCAGUGCAACUUUCGGGCGCGACGAGUGGUGUUCCAUUGCAGAUAGCCCCGGUAAGUCUGCCCCUGCAAGUGUCCGGUACCACUAGUAUACCUGUACAGUUGCCCGCUGGAGAGACUAUCAAUGUUCCCUUGCAAAUACCAUCUGGUAACCAAAACAUUCAACUACCAACUUUGCCAUCUAUGCCCCUCUUACAAAACCCCACACAGCCUCUCCACAAUUCAAUUUUUCAUGUUCACAUGGGCUCAAAUCCCCGACCUACUAAUAUUGACGGUAGUGUAGAAAUGAACAUGUCUAAUUCUGCACAGCUUCAGCUCACAGAUACUGUUAAAAUGAGCAAUCCCACCUCAAUGUCGCAAGUACAAGUUGGACCUAACACAAGUGUCAUGCAAAUUCCCAACUCGUCAAAUAAUCCGAUUCAACUGACUCUACCGAACGCUGGAAAUACUGGAGGAGUACAAUUAAGAGGGGCGCCUAGAUCGAUGCCUUCAGUUUUGUACAUACAGACACAAGGAGGACUGAAGGCAAUGUCUAGCGCGGAAGUCAUUAGCCAGGCUAGUACGAGUGGCAAUCCACCGCAGAUUAUUGUCAGGCGACCUAACACAAACAACACGAACAUUCAUUUAAUUUCGAACGUGGCACCGAAACCAAACAUAGCGCCGAAAUUAUCAACACAAAAGUCCUCAAUACUAGCGCCGGCCAACACCGCUCAGCCCAUAGUUAUACAAAAGCCUAAAACUAACGACAAGAUGAUGGUACCGGUCAGUAUCGCCCCCGGCGCGACGGGCAAACAAGCCAUAGCGUACUUGAGUUCUGUAAAAAAACCAGCAAACACAAAAAACAUUACGGAAAAUCAAUCGAUAUUAAUAUCAAGUAAUCAAACAAACGUCAAUUCUAACAACCAAAAGUUGUAUAUAACGCCGAUGAUGCCAAAAAUACCGAACACGAAAUUCAUCGUGCCUGUGACUUUACCGGCCACCAUGGCAUCUAAAGGACCGAUUAUAAACCUUCAAAUAGCCAACGGUCAGAUCCAAAACGACCCACAAGGGAACAUCACAGUGAUGAGGGACACGAAUCCAAUGGAGGCUUCUGAAAUGCCACCGCUACAACCUCUAGCCAAGAUCGUGGUUAUGAACGGGAAGGAUGGUUGUGGUUCUAACACAAACAAUACUAAAGGAGAGAAGGCUUUUGCUGUAUCGAUAACGGGAUCACGAGCCGAGCCUACCGGCGAACAGGGAGAGUAUACACUUUCUAUACCAGAAACAAAUGCCUCAAUGAACGAUGACGUGUACACCGUGUCGAUAGCGGACGAUGAGGGUGGCCAGAUACAAGAGAAGUCCUUCACUCUCGCUAUUCCGGAAAAGGGUAAAAGUCUGCUCAAUAGGAAUGUCAUUGACAGAAAUGACAUGGGUCCCGUCACGAUAGCGGCUCCGGCGAUAUUACGUCGAUCGAAUUCAGAUAACAGUGAGAGAAAGAUCGCUAACGCUAACAUAAAGCGACGCAUCUCGCUGUGCACGGAGAACUUCUCGAACAAGAACGUCAAAUUAGCUCUGUCUCAACCGAGAAUGAACAAGUCUAAUGAAAACGUAGACGCGAACGACGACCACCGAGUGCCGUCACUGUUCUGUGACGAGAAACUAGACAAAGACCUAGAAGCAAAAGUUAACAACGGAGAUUUGGAUGCCGAGGAGUACAAAGAGAAGAACGAAAUUAAACCACUUGAUAUCGUUUACCUUUCUCAGAAUGAUGGUUACGAUAUGAAAGAGGAGGUUAACGGGAGAGAUGGGGUCGAUUUGAAAUUAGAGGAAGAUCCGCCGGGAUUGAUAUGGAAUAAUGGAAUCGCACAACUCAGGGGCAGCAACCUCCAGUUCCAGACUAAUGAAUUUGGUCUCAUUGACUUAAUAGAUGACACCAAUCAAAAUUUAUUACCCAAUUCCGGUGUUAAAUACCACACGCCACUAAAACAGCGUAUCGAAAGAAGCAGAGAUAAAAAACCCAAUUCGCCGGAAGAUUUGUACCGUUGCGACGGAUGCGGUUGUCACGGAAUGGCGGCGGAGUUUAUCACGCCCAACUUCUGUAGUGUCACGUGUCAGAGCGAAGUACAAAAGGUGACUCAAAAGAAAAAGGACAAAGAGAGGGCGGAGCUCGCUAAGAAGCGAAAUAAAAUGAAGAAACUGCUCAUGCGCAAGCAACACUCCGAUUCAGAUUCGAUCUUAGAUAAAGAAGAUAAGAUUCCGUUGAAGCAUUACGAUUCAACGCCAGCCGAUAGUGCGAUAUCAGAAGCGGCGUUAAUGAAAAUGAGCGAGGAUAUGGUAGAGAACGAAAAGUAUCCGUGGAUGUGUGGAAAAAAUGGGUUCUCGUGGAUGCGGUAUCUGGACGUUUGUAAAGCGAAGGCGGCGCCAGUCAAACUAUUCAAAGAUCCGUUUCCUUAUAAUAAGAACGGCUUUAAAGUUGGUAUGAGACUGGAGGCCAUCGAUCCUCAACACCCGUCUAUAUUCUGUGUGGUGUCGGUGGCAGAGGUGCAGGGGUAUCGGAUGAGGCUGCACUUCGACGAGUACUCAGACGUGUAUGAUUUUUGGGUGAAUGCCGACUCUAUAGAUAUUUUCCCCCCGGGCUGCCAGAAUGAGCUGGUCUGUGUGGCCACCGUGGCCGAUAUGCUGGACCAUCGGCUUCUUAUAACUUUUGACAGCUGGGACGAUGUGUACGACUACUGGGUGGAUCCCACCUCCCCCUACAUCCACCCCGUGGGCUGGGCUGAGGUCAACGGCCUAAUGCUGACACCUCCAAACUAUUACAAGGAUCCCGACUCGUUCUCGUGGGAGAGCUACCUCGCGGAGACGAUGUCGACGGCGGCGCCGCCGCGCGCCUUCAAGACGCGGCCUCCUGUUGGAUUCAAGCCCGGCAUGAAACUAGAAGUCGUCGACCGUAGAGUACCAUUCCUGAUACGUGUAGCGACGGUGAGCGCGGUGAAGGGUCACCAGGUGCGCGUGUCGUUCGACGGCUGGCCCGAGGCACUGGCCACCUGGCUGGACGACGACUCGCCCGACCUACACCCCGUGGGCUGGUGUCUCAAGACCGGACACCCCCUUGAACCCCCUCUCACGGCGGAGGAGCUCCGCAUCCAGGGCCCGUGCGGCGUGGGCGGCUGUCGCGGCCUGGGCUCGGCGCGGGGCGGCGCGCACAAGCAGCACGGCGCCGCGUCCGCCUGCCCCUACCGCCCCGCCACGGCACUAAACAAACCCAAAUCGAUAGCAACGAGUACACCGAACGGAGAUGUUCCGAAAGAAAAACCACAGCGAGGCAGACCUCCGAAGCAUAAAAGAGUUGAAGAAGUCGCUAAAAGUGAACCGGUAUCAGACGACGAAUCCAUAUCGAGUAGCGGUGGAAAACGGUGGCGCGGUUGUGGAAGUGAUGACAACCGCGCAGUGCGGUCCGUGACCGCGCAACACUCGCCCGCAGUACACUCGCCCGCGCAGCAUUCAUCCUCAGUACACUCGCCCGCGCCGCCGCCCCCCCAGCGUGCACUAAUCGCGCGCCAUAUAGCGGACCUCGAGCUCUCAUCCGACCCCGGCUCCUGGACUCAGAGGGAGGUGUCGGCGCUGGUGGCGCGGCUGGCGGGCGCGGGCGCGGGCGCGGCGGCGGCGGCGGCGCGGCUGUCGGGCGCCGAGCUGCUCAUGGCGUCCUGCGAGGAGCUGGUGCUGUGCCUGCGCCUGCGCCUCGGGCCCGCCGUCAAGGUGUACGCCGCCGUGCGCCACCUGCGCGACCAGCUCUCCUGA
Molecule: messenger RNA, 4165 nt
Organism: Melitaea cinxia (Glanville fritillary)
Lineage: Eukaryota; Metazoa; Arthropoda; Insecta; Lepidoptera; Nymphalidae
Gene: l(3)mbt
Exons: 12
Coding region: 47-4165 (1372 amino acids)
Biological process (GO): regulation of DNA-templated transcription
Cellular component (GO): nucleus
Molecular function (GO): zinc ion binding
Source: RefSeq, a predicted model, not a curated record